This is a messenger RNA of Pichia membranifaciens NRRL Y-2026, 1545 nucleotides long. RefSeq lists its product as hypothetical. Gene Ontology annotation, biological process: regulation of DNA damage checkpoint. Gene Ontology annotation, molecular function: protein binding; DNA binding. The record is from RefSeq and is a predicted model, not a curated record. Lineage: Eukaryota; Fungi; Ascomycota; Pichiomycetes; Pichiales; Pichiaceae. Gene Ontology annotation, cellular component: nucleus. The coding region runs from base 1 to 1545 and encodes 514 amino acids. The transcript has a single exon.
AUGGCGAUUUCAGAAUUUGAAAAGCAGAGACAGGCAAAUAUUGCUAGGAACAAGGAGCUUUUACGUAAACUCAAUCUCACUGAACUCGCAAACGAAUUUGGGAAAACUGAAAAUGGGAAAAACAAACUGAAACCCAAAUCUAAGAGCAAAAACCAAAGUCCAAAAGUAAAGGUAGAAAAGGAUCCUGUACUACCAUUGCGUCGAUCACGUCGAAUUGCUGGUGUAAACAUUGAAGAUUCUAGCGCAAACGAUGCACUAGAUAAGUUAGAUGAAGAUAAGUUAGAGAAGGAGAGACUCAAGGAGCUUGCAUCUGUACGCCUCAGCGAUGAUCUGAAAUUAUCCGAAGUCAUCAGUGAUCCGUCUGUGCUUAAUAGAUUAGGAAAAUCAUUCUCAAUGGGAGACUUUUACGAGGAAAUCAAAAACAAACCGUUGACAUCGAAAACAGAAGAACAAGCUAGAGAAGAGUUAGAUAAAUUGGAAUUAUACGAGGAUUUCCACCCCAACCAGAUAAUGCUUACUACUGCACGUAUGACCACCAUUGAAUUUCAUCCAUCGGCCAAAAGAAAAGUGGUAUUAGGUGGCGACACCAACGGUAUGUUAGGCAUAUGGUCGGUUGAUGAUGACUCGGAAGAUGAACCUGCUAUCACCAGGUUUAAUCCACAUAGAAAAAACAUUGCACGAAUUGCUGUUCGCCCGGGAGUUCCUGAAGAGGUUAUAAGCUCUUCCUAUGAUGGAUCCAUUAGAACGAUGGAUCUACAAAAGAACCUCUCUAAGUGUAUUGUCGAGUUUGAUGAUCAGUGGGGCGAUGCUUCCGGUGUAUCCGAUUUUAAAUUUAUCGACCAAAAUGCUGGAUAUUUGACAACUCUCAAUGGCGAAUUCGCAACCUUUGAUUUGAGGGAACCAAAUGUGAGAAGAGAAAACUGCAAAGUUUAUAGAUUACACGAUAAAAAAAUUGGAUACUUUUCAGUUUGUCCCACUGAUGAGAAAAUGAUUGCCACUGCAAGCUUAGAUAGAACAAUGCGAAUAUGGGAUCUGAGAAUGAUAAGAGAUCAGGUAUGGUCUGAUUACGAAGAUGUUAAAGGUCCACAAUGUGUUGCAGCAUAUAGAAGUAGAUUAAGUGUUAGUUGCACCGAUUGGAACAAACAUGGUGAUAUUGUUUGUAACGGAUAUGAUGACAGUAUCCGGAUUUUUCAUAUGGAUGAUGGAAAAGGGAUUUCAUCAAAUAUUAGCAAACUGGCCAAACCAGAAGAGGGAGACAUUGCAGAAAAUUUGGAGCCGGAUGUUACAAUAAAGCAUAACUGUCAAUCGGGACGAUGGGUUUCGAUCUUGAAAUCCAGAUGGCAAGAAAAUCCAAAAGAUGGUGUCGAAAAAUUUGUUAUUGCCAACAUGAAGAGAUAUUUUGAUAUCUAUAGCCGAGAUGGUGUAAUGCUAGCGCACUUUGGUGAUGAACGCAUGACCUCUGUUCCUGCCGUUUGCAGUUUUCAUCCAACAGAGAAUUGGGUUGUUGGAGGUAACAGUAGUGGAAAAACUUUCCUACUCUCUUAA